This is a messenger RNA of Symbiodinium sp. CCMP2456, 447 nucleotides long. Lineage: Eukaryota; Dinophyceae; Suessiales; Symbiodiniaceae. The record is from the annotation of a GenBank genome assembly.
AUGAGCCGAGCUGAGCGCUCAUCGCGCUCGAAGGAGGAGAAGGUGGCCUUGGAACGGGUUGAGCGCCUGCUGAGCGCCUCCCGACGUGGAGAGGUGCCGAGCGUGCAGCUGCUGCUUGAAGAGCGGGUAGAUCCAAAUGCCAGCCUGGGCAUCGCCUGCGGGCCUCUGCAGCAGGCAGCUGCCCACGGCCAGACCGAGGUCGCUAAGCUCCUGAUUCAGGCAGCGGCAGAUGUACAUCUUGCCGACGACGACGACCACUCCACGCCUCUUCAUUUGGCGGCUGAGUUUGGGCAUGCAGAAGUGGUGCGACUGCUGCUUCAGGCCGGUGCCCAGCCAGGGGAGCUGGAUACCUUCGGCCGCUGUCCAGCAGACAAAGCGACAGAGUGCGGCCACGCAGAGGUCGCACGCAUGCUGCAGGAGGCAGCACGGGGCCACGCCAACACCUGA